Molecule: messenger RNA, 5154 nt
Organism: Pangasianodon hypophthalmus (striped catfish)
Lineage: Eukaryota; Metazoa; Chordata; Actinopteri; Siluriformes; Pangasiidae
Product: solute carrier family 45 member 3
Exons: 6
Coding region: 902-2539 (545 amino acids)
Cellular component (GO): membrane
Molecular function (GO): sucrose:proton symporter activity
Source: RefSeq, a predicted model, not a curated record
ACACAGAGAGAGAGAGAGAGAGAGAGAGAGAGAGACGUGAGUUUCACAAUGCGUGCUUUGACCUCUUUUCCCGUGUACAGUGUUACCGUGUUACUUCCCACACUACUACUAUACUAGUCUACUACUUUACUAAAUAGUAAGCCAAAUUAGUGCGCCACCUUAGGUAACCAUAGUGACCACAGGUGGCGUUCUACUCUAGUUUUCCCCACACUGUUUAGUGUGUUAGUAUGCGGGUUUGGACACAGCCCUGUCGGCUUUAUUCACGGUGGCGUCACGGCGGAGUCUCUUCCCAUAAACCAGGAGCAGAGAGCGGCUCGGGAGAGGAAAGCAAGCCGCUGUGGAGCUCACAGGGACGCGGACAAGGCAUGAGCUAUCCCCUGCUCUUCAUUUCUGCUCUCCUCAAAGCCUUUGUGUCGCCGUUUUCUUCAGAAGCGCUGUUUCUCUGAGUUCGGGGCUCUGGAGGAAUGCCAGCCACUCAAGACUUGGCGAACCCACAGGAAGUGCUAAAGACAAUGGAUGCUAAUUAGAGGCAGUAGUGAGGAGGCUCUUGACAUGGCCUUCUCUAAUCAGGCCCAAGGGAAUGAGCUCAUGAUGGAGCUAAGUGGGUUGGGGUGAUGGGUCGUUGGAGUGGAUGACCUGGCCCUGGCCUGUGGGUGAGGCAUUAGGGGAAGAAAGCCACUGAGGAAUGCACUCUCUCUCUUGCUCAUUCUCUCUCUCGCUCUCCCAUUCUUGCACAUCAAAAUGGCAAAAAAAGAUUCAAAAUGCUGAUGACCCAAUGGAUGCCCUGGAAGAUCUGAGCCCACUGAGAGCACUUACCCAAGCUCUCCGUCACCCUACACCUCAUACCUACAAAUUAGAGUAGAUCCCUCUUCCCCCUCAGCGACCCCUGCCUCCGGGAAGUAUGCCUGGAUGGAGGUCACAGUGUCAUCUAGUGCUGCUCAACCUGCUAUCAUGUGGCCUGGAGAUCUGUGUGGCAGCUGGCAUCACCUACGUGCCACCACUGCUGCUGGAGGCUGGCAUAGAGGAGAAGUACAUGACCAUGGUGCUAGGUAUCGGUCCAGUUCUAGGCCUCAUCUUUAUCCCUCUCAUUGGUUCAGCCAGUGACCGCUGUAGCAGUAGCUAUGGACGCCGGCGACCAUUCAUCUGGCUGCUGUCUCUGGGUGUGCUCAUAGCCAUGCUCAUCAUCCCUCACGCUGACGUCCUGGCUGCUCGCCUCAGCUGGGGUGGCAGUGCCCAUCCUAACCAGCCCCUCCAGGUGGGCCUGCUCAUCUUAGGCGUGGUGCUGCUGGACUUCUGUGGCCAGGUGUGCUUCACGCCACUGGAGGCUCUUCUGUCAGACCUGUACAGUGGGCGUGAGGAGUGUGCCCAUGCCUUUGCUACUUUCUCCUUCAUGGCGAGUCUGGGUUCGUGCAUGGGAUACCUCCUGUCCUUGCUUGACUGGAGCUCUGGUCCACUUGCCCAAUACCUGGGUGGCCAAGCCAAGGGACUCUUCACUUUUCUUAUUCUCAUCUUUGUCUUCUGUGUGCUGGUCACCAUGAAGGCGUCAGAGGAGGAAGAGGAGUCAGAUACCUGGGCUGGAUGCCUCUCCUUGUGCUAUAUGCCCCGGAGACGGUUUAAGAUCUGCCUCCCAAGGGCAGGUUCUCUAAUAUGUGUCCUCAGGAGCUGCUGGUCGGUUACACCGGCGAUCUUCAGAAGCUACUGCCAUGUGCCGUAUGUAAUGAGACGUCUCUGCGCCGCUCAGCUAAGCAGCUGGAUGGCCAUUGUGAGCUUCAUGCUUUUCUACACGGACUUUGUCGGUGAAGGACUUUACCAAGGAGUCCCCAGUGCUGCACCAGGCACAGUGUCCAGGCAGCAAUACGAUGAAGGCAUCCGUAUGGGCAGUCUGGGGCUGUUCCUUCAGUGUGCUACCUCAACCUUCUUCUCACUAAUUAUGAACCGGCUGGUGUGUACGUUUGGCUCCAGGAAGGUCUUCCUGUUUAGCAUGGUAUCUUUUACCCUCUCUGCGCUAGUCAUCUGCUUGUCCAAGAGUGUGCUGUUGGUUACAGGGAUGUCGGCCCUUACCGGCUUUGCCUUUGCCACCUUACAGACUCUGCCAUACACACUCACCUGCCACUAUCACCAAGAGAAGGAGGUGUAUAUGCCAACCAACAAAACCAAAAAGACACACACAAAUGGGAUGAACAUCUCCCCCGAAACAAUGCGCCUCACACUGAAUGAAGACACAAGCGAUCUGAACCAUAAUGGCCACGUUCACUAUGACCAGGACGAGCUGGAAUAUUACCCCCCUCAGCACAGUCAGAAUGGUACGCAUGUGGAUCAUAGAUCACACGAUUAUGAAAAACGUGGCGUGGGCUUGGACUUUGCCAUUCUUGAUAGCACUUUCUUGCUCUCUCAGGUCUUCCCUUCUCUGUUCAUGGGCAUGAUUGUCCAGUUCACACAAUCCGUAACUGCUUACAUUGCUUCUUCUGCCAUUUUCGGUGCAGUCAGUGUAUAUUUUGCCACACGUGUCAUCUUUGAACAGAAAGAUCUUGAACACUAGGAAAAAACAUAAAUUUGAAAGACCAGGUGCCUUUUAAGGCUUCUCUCCAGGAAGUAAACAGGUUCUUGUGACACAGAUUUAGACUUCAAGCUACUAGAACACCAAAACCUGGACUGAAAAAAAAAAAACCUGUAAUAAAUCUGUAGUCAUUCAGCGUGAUGACCUGCUGUUCUUCUUUCUCCUGUCUGCCCACACAAUAACAUCCUGCCUGUCUCACCAUCCUUCCUGUCAGUCAUUUUCACCACUCGUUGGUCCAGACCAGGAAACCUAUUUCCUAAGUUAAUUUAAUGUUAACAUAACUGUUUAAUUUUCUUUUCUUUGCACUAAUGGCAUGUCUUAUCAUCACAGUCCUCAUUCUCAGUCACUGAUUCUACAUAAUUUUUGUAAUUUAUCCUCAGUGCAGGCUGUAUGGCUUUACAUUGCUGUGAACAUGACUUCACACUACUCAGGCUUUUUUGUUCACUCAUAUCAUGGACCCACCAAAAAAAAAACCACACACACACAACCUGGACCAACAAUCGCAUCAGAUAGAUGCGAUGUGUGAUGCAAUGCCUUUGUCAUGUAAAGAUUUAGAAAAAUAAUUAUUUUACUGUAUAUAUUUUUGUACAUUAAUAAUAUAUACAUAUACAAACAUAUUUAUAUCCCUAUGGGAAUUUUUUUGAUGCAGUCUGCUUGCCAAGGUCAUCUGUAUUUAUGUUCCGUCGCUAGCUUCACGCAAACAUCAUAUAGUUCAUGGAAUACAUUUUGUCUAUGUGGUUAGUAACCAGCACUAACAGCCAAAUCGGGUCAUAAGCUAAAAAACAGACAAUCUAGCUUAUUUUUGUACAGAGAGUUAUACUACCUAAAUGAUACUGUAGAAACACUUUGUGCCACAAAUCUUCAUAAUCAUCAUCAUGAAAAUGAUGCUACAGCAGGGCACGGAAAUUGGCGUUAUGUUUGGACAUGAAUUUAUAAAAAGACAGUGUGUGCAUGAGAGUGUGUUUGCAUGAGAGUGUGUACAUGGGAUUGUAUGAAAGUAUGUGAGUGUAUUUGCAAGACUGUAUGUGAGAGAGUAUGUGUGAGUUUGCAAGAGAAUAUGUGAGUGUGUGCGUGAGAGUGCAUGAGAGUAUGCGAGUGGGUUUGCAAGUGUGUCAGUGUGCAUGAGAGUGUGUGCGAGAGAGUGAGAGUUUGCUAAAGAGUGCAUGUGCAAGCACAAGAGUGUGUGUGUGUGUGUGAGAGAAUGUUUGUGGGAGUGUGUCUGAGAGAGUAUGUGUGACUGCUUGAGAUGUGUUGACAUGCAUGAAAGUGAGUGUAAGUGUGUGUGUGUGUGUGUGUGAUAGUGCAUGUGAGCGAAUGUGAGCAUGCGAGAGUGAAGGUGAGCAUGUGAGUGUGUGUGUAUGAAGUAUCAGUAGAACUCUCAGGACAGACCCAUGUGCUUUCAAAGCACAAAUAUCUUUCUCUACUGGUGUUGUAUCUAGUCAAAACUUAAGAGUGUAUUUACAUUUUAAACAGCCAUAAAUUAUUUUAAAUAAAUGAUUCAUGAGUUACAUUUUAAUUUAUUAUAUGUGCUGUUAGCAAUUAUAUGUCAAAUUAAUGAAAUCAUUAAAAUACUGUCAUGGAUUUAAAAUAUGAUUCAUUUUGCAGCCUGUCGUGGUUUGGCUAAUAAUGUAAUGACAUUACUUUGCUGUUGUUGUUGUUGUUGUUGUUGUACUUGUUUUUUGGCAUUAUCUAAUACACUGCCAGUCAAAUGUUUGUACACCCAUUCAUAAUCAAAAAUACAUAUGGACCAAGAAGAGUGUUAAAACUAUGUCUUAUUUUAAAUUCUUAACAGUGUUUCUGAUGGAGUUUUACAAACUCUCAAGCAGAUUUACAAGGAGCUUCACCCAGGAGGUUCCCGAAUACUCCAAGCUCCUCACUGCUUCUAAAUGAAAACUAUUUGUUUGGGGAAACAAUUUAAUGUCAAGUGCUAUUAAAUCGAGUGAGUCUAAACUUUUGACUGGUAGUGUACUGUACAUUGUAUGCUUUUACACUUACUGUCUUUUACUAUAAUGGACCAAAACCCUUUAAGAACAUUGAUUCUUUAUAUUGAUUUUGAUGAACUUAAUCUUGUUUAAAUUGCUUUGAGAAAUCUUUGAAGAACAUCCUGUCCUCUUGGUUGAAACGACUCAACUUUAAAGUGCCUAAACUAAUUUAUUAGGUCUAUUAAAAACAAGCAUGUUGUUUCUUUUGUGUCUUUGCUAUGUGAGUCAGGGAGUUCUUGACAAGAAGACUACCCUAUAUAGAAGUAAAAAUAGACACUGUUUAUUUAUAUGAAAAUGCCUUCAUUCAGCUGUGUGUACAGUGUUCUUAAAGUAUGAAGCUCACGGCAUAAAUUCGUUAUGCCAUCCUGAACCACAAAUCAGCGUUUACUGUUCACAUGUUAUUAGCUUUGUGCUUUUGCAAACAGAACACAUGGGUAAAUUAACUGCUUCACGGAAAUUCACAGCGACACACUUUUAAUAACUGCAUCCGAGUUACUAAUAUGUGUCUAGUCAUGUGAGAAAUUUAUAACCACUAUACUUGCCCAACAGAAGUCUUUGGAUUUUUACAUCAUAUUUUAAUAGUUGAAUUGCAUUAAAUUAAAUAUAUUGUAACAA